Molecule: messenger RNA, 1752 nt
Organism: Nicotiana attenuata
Lineage: Eukaryota; Viridiplantae; Streptophyta; Magnoliopsida; Solanales; Solanaceae
Exons: 1
Coding region: 206-1567 (453 amino acids)
Molecular function (GO): methyltransferase activity
Source: RefSeq, a predicted model, not a curated record
UUAAUCUUCAAUAAAAUAACAGCAGAAAUAAACAAAAACAAAAACUUUCUUGUACUACAACAGCAUCCCAAAAACAUUGAAGCAUUCCUCGUUUUAAGUACUGAUCAAAUUCUUCAUCUUCUCCUUCCAUUCCAUUCCCUUUACUUUCCUUUAAAAACACAAAUCUUUGAUAAAGGAAAGAUUAGUAUUUAUAUAUAGAGAGAAAAUGGGAAGUGCAGAAGAUGACCAUUUGCCUAAAAAACAAACACAUAAGAGUAUCAAUGAUCAAACCAAGUACAAGCUCAAAUUACUAGUCCUCAUUAUCCUAACCAAUCUUCUUACUAUUUACAUCUUCACUGGUCCUUCUCUCAACUUGCAUCCUAUUUUAAAGAACACUAUUAAUGAUUCUCCUUUCCCUUCAUUUGGUUCUACUUCUCUCUUGCAAGAGCUCAAUGCCACUAAGAAUGAACUCGAAACGAGUCGAUCCCAAAUCAUAGUGUUGCAUCUGCAGCUCAAGUCUACUAACCAACUUGUUACUGAACUUCUAGCUCAACUUAACCUCCUUAACCAGUCCAUAAACAGGACCGCGGAUUCCAGCUUGCUAAACUUCAAUGAUCUUCUUGAUGAUUUGUCAAAAGAAGCUAAGCUUGGUUUAGGCCCUCACAAGCUUCCACUCGGGCUCUCGCCAAGAUCAGGGAUAGAUGAGGUUUAUCCCUCUGUUGGAGGAGGUUGUCUGAUGUAUAAAGAAGAUUUAGCACAGUACAUGACAUAUAAUGUUGGAAAGGAGUGUCCUGUUGAUGAUGUUUUCGCGCAAAGGCUAAUGCUCAAGGGCUGUGAGCCACUUCCAAUAAGGCGCUGCCAUCCUAAAGCGCCUGCUGGUUAUGUCGAACCAAUUCCAUUGCCAAAAAGUCUGUGGUCUACACCACCAGAUACAAGUAUUAUUUGGGAUCCAUAUACUUGUAAAAACUACAGUUGUUUGAUAGAAAGAAGGAAGUUUCCAGGAUUCUAUGAUUGUAAAGACUGCUUUGACUUACAAUUUAGAGAGAAAACAAGGUGGCAAUUUGACAAUGGAGGUCUUGAUUUUGGGAUGGAUCAGGUUAUGGCAACAAGACGUCAGGGCACAAUCCGCAUUGGACUUGAUAUAGGAGGAGGCGUGGGUACAUUUGCUGCUAGGAUGAAGGAAAGGAAUGUAACCAUUGUCACCACUUCCAUGAAUUUGGAUGGUCCAUUCAACAGCUUCAUUGCAUCCAGGGGCUUGAUAUCGAUGCACGUUGGUGUCUCCCAAAGGCUUCCUUUUUUCCAGAAUACUCUGGAUAUCGUGCACUCUAUGCAUAUUUUGAGCAACUGGAUCCCGGAUACCAUGCUUGAGUUAAUUAUGUAUGACAUAUACAGAGUUCUGAGACCAGGAGGACUGUUCUGGUUGGAUCACUUCUUCUGCCUGGGAACACAGUUGAAUGCAACUUAUGUUCCUAUGCUGGAGCGCGUUGGAUUCAAGAAACUGAGGUGGAAUGCUGGCAUGAAGCUCGAUCGAGGGAUUGAUAAAAAUGAGUGGUAUUUCUCCGCUUUGUUAGAGAAACCAAUGUCCUAAAGUACUUAGUUGUUGAACCUUUAGAUAGUUCGUAAACUGAUGGCAAGUUUAAUUCCACGGACUCUAGUACAAGUUACCAACCUUGUCUGGUUAGUUUCCCCUUUUUUCUCAUUUUUGUAGUGCAACUGAAAGAAUACAAGAUGAUAGAAUCAUCGGAACAAUUGAAAGAGGAAUUUUAUUAUCUA